This is a messenger RNA of Mycetomoellerius zeteki, 1197 nucleotides long. RefSeq names its product mitochondrial ribosomal protein L18 (gene mRpL18). Bases 166 to 705 code for a protein of 179 amino acids. Gene Ontology annotation, molecular function: structural constituent of ribosome; 5S rRNA binding. Gene Ontology annotation, biological process: translation. Lineage: Eukaryota; Metazoa; Arthropoda; Insecta; Hymenoptera; Formicidae. Gene Ontology annotation, cellular component: ribosome; mitochondrion. The transcript has 3 exons. The record is from RefSeq and is a predicted model, not a curated record.
UCUAGUAAAUAGUUGAUUAAUGCCGACAGAUGGUCAAAGGAGAACCUAACCUGGAUUAAUUCUUUUUAGAAAGAAAAUAAAAACAUUCAAGCAACAUUUAACUCGGAAGCCGAUAGUACCAAGAUUCGAGUGGUAAAGAAUAACAAGUGUUACGAUUCAAAGACCAUGUAUUCGGUGAACGCACGCGCCGGUAUCACUCGCGCGUUCCGCGUGCACCGGGAACUGCACGGCAAUACGGAAUUGAUCGAGACGUGCACGGAGAUCGUGAACCGAAAUCCGCGUAACUUGGAACGGUUGAGGAUAGCGAGAAAACCCAGCGGUUAUCAUCUUAACAAACCCGGACAUAUGUAUUGGCACAAGCUGUUCCUGAUCAAAAAGCUACGGUAUGUCACAGCCGAAGUCCGCCACUUUGAGAAUGGGCCAGUUGUUUCAGUUUCCAGUGCAGAAUGGGCAUUGAAGAAGCAAUUAUAUCGGACCACUGAUAGUUCGGCUUAUAUUAAUAUAGGACGAGUGUUGGCUCAGCGUUGCCUAGAAGCUGGGAUCUGUGAAAUGCAGAUUGAUGCUGCAUUAACUGGAAACAAAUGUGAAUUAUUGAUUAAAGAAUUAGAAAAGAAUAACAUCAUUUUAACUGAACCACAAGUAUACCAGUAUCCAAAUUCUUGGGACAGAUACCGGCCGGAAAAACCAUGGGAGAUUCAUGAAUAGUUUGUCUUGUCUUCGUAUAAUAAUGUGAACAGAUUGUGAAGUGCAAAAUGAAGAACAACAACAAAGUGUACGUACAAAUACAAGUGUGAUGCAAUCGUAACACUUGCUUCUUCUCAGUGGAAACCAAAUAAGGUAAAGCUUAAUGAUUGAUAUAUAAGAUAUUUUAUUAUCUUAGCAUCUAUCCACUGUGAAAUGCCGAAUUUUGUACAAUAUAGUAUCUAGGAGUAAAAAUAAAUAAUUGUAUCGCUGUUAAAUAAAUGUCUAGUCUACUACAGAUACAACGUCGUGACUUAAAAACUAUGUCAUUACUUAAGGCAAGUACAUUCCGUCAGACGUGGUUUGCAAUGCAAAUGGAAUGUCGUUACGUGAGUCUUAUCAUAAUGACUGUAAUAGAAAAUUUUAAGUUAAGUUAGGUAUAUGUACAUAUACAGAUUAAUACAGAAAUGAUUCUGAAAAUUGAUGGGUUUGUCCAGUGAUUGGAUAUAUAAGUAG